Molecule: messenger RNA, 2445 nt
Organism: Ochlerotatus camptorhynchus
Lineage: Eukaryota; Metazoa; Arthropoda; Insecta; Diptera; Culicidae
Exons: 7
Coding region: 489-2156 (555 amino acids)
Molecular function (GO): G protein-coupled receptor activity
Source: RefSeq, a predicted model, not a curated record
GCACACGAUACCUACAGUGCCAAGUGACUCACGAAGAUCCAGCGGAUCUUAAUCGGUACGACGAAUCGCUUAUGAAUAUUCAAAUUAGGCUGCAAAUUGCACUCUCUUUGCCGUUUGAAAAGUGCGCAAAGUUGGGAAACAACGAGAACCCAGUUACAUAAGUUAUUGUAGGAAGGAACCCCCAUCAGCAGCGACCGCGACCGGAGCUAGCUACUACCCUACGUCAACAACCGGCUCAAAAUUCAAGUCGAGUGUAUGGAAGUGUGUUCGGGUAAAGCAACAAACCGUCAGGUAGUGUGUUGGUGACUUAAUUGCACGGUGCCGUGGACUUUGUUGACAGUCUCGAACGUCUCAACGACGAAGGCAGCGUGAGCGGUACUCUGAGACCGACUCUCGAAGCACAUCGCCGCACCGGUCGAGCUGCGAGGGUGUUUGAGUUUCAGUAUUUUUUUUUAUAUUGUGACCAUUGACCGGUGUGCAAAUUUAAAAUGCAUUCACGUGUUCGGACCAAACUGUUGGUGAAGAUUGCUGUGUUAAUUGUUUUGACCAACGGUACCGCGGCGGUGGGAGCUGAUGCGUCGCCUAGCAGUACCGUUAGUGGUGGGGAAAAUGCGACUGGAUCAACGAAAUUGCCGAAAGUGACGAGUUUGACGGAGGUGCCGGCUGACACAACGAUUGUUCCGGCUUUGAAGACAACGGAACAAAGUACGACGGAACAAGUGACCACGUUAAGUGCGGAGGAAAUUAGUCAGAGUCCUACUACAACUGGUAGUUCGACAUUAACACCGGAUGAGGGUGCCACCGGGCAAGAACAGUUACCGAACUGUUCGAAAUUUGAGAUCUCCCAGCAGCAACCCGUCUACGACAAGGACUCCCACAUCAAAAAGUGCUGCCCGUUCGGUGAGAUAUUCGAACAAGUCAGUGCCGGUCGGCUCCGGUGCACUCCCGGGGAGCACAAGCUGGACAUCGAUACCGUCUACGCCGUAUUCUACGGUGACGCGGAAUGCAUCGAAGACAAGGACAACAAGCUGCACUUCAGCUACGAACCGAGUAACGCCUGUUUUGCGAACAAUUUGACGUUCCAGUACAGCAAGGACCAGGGCGAUGAGAUGUUUGUCAUCCAGAACGGAUCGCUACUGGUGAUAGCGGACGGGCAGUUCAUGGCGGUGUUCGAUCACUACUGCGUUGAGGUCGACGUCAGCGGGAGACUGUUGGCCAAGGCUUGCGACGAAGUGGAACCGAUCGUGCUCAAGUCCACGGCGGUGUUGAUUUACGUUGGAAUGGCGAUCGCUGCGAUUGGACUGGUGCUGACUUGUGUGGCAUAUGCGUUCGUUCCGAAGUUGAAUGACCUUUUCGGAUAUGUGCUGGUCGUGCACGCGGGUUCGUUCCUGGUGGGGAUGAUCUUGACCUCACUGGCUGUUUGCGGUGACCGUUGCGUUCUGCGAGGUGAUGCUGAUGUGCUCCAGAUUUUCGGUCACGUAUUCCUGAUGUCAUCAGUUUAUGCCUUCCUGAUGAUGAACGUCCACAACUAUGUCUACGCUGCGUACUACCUUCCAAAUGGAUUGGAGUUCGAUCCCAAAAACAAACGGGAUGUGUUCUUGUUCAUAGCUGUACUUUACACGAUAACCAUUAUUCCUAUGUUCCUGCCGUGGAGAAAUUCUCUCAUCUUCCAUCUCGUGCUAUACAUAUACUACUUGGCCAUAGCCGUAGUCCUGUAUCUUAGCCACCGUGCCAUACGAGCUCUGGCAAACAGUAAAUUCAUCAGGUUUGCCGUUUCGCAGCAAAACUACCACGAGUUGACCUACACGGAAGCAGUCAACGCUCAACCUCGCAUAGACGGGGAACGACUGAAGGACGUUAGGUCUAUAAACCGCCUCUGCACAGUGGAAGCCAUCUUCACGUUCAUCUGCUGGAUCCUGCUCAGCUCAAUGCAGCAAAACCUGGACAGUCAGUACGACGUCUUCCGCAUCGGGGCAGCCUAUGCCGUCACCUUCCAGGGAAUGCUCAUCGGGGUGCUGUUUGUGGGUGGACGCAAAAAGUGGACCAUCAUCCGGGAGUGCUGGAGCUACUCGGGCUCAAUUGAUUUGCACGCACUGGAGAUGGAACGCGAGAUGAAGACGCUGGAGCGAAAGGCUGUGAUAGGGUGGGUAACGUAGGAUGAUGGUGGGAAAAAGUCGACUGCAUAUUUAUUUAGUAUUGUUUUGAUUUAAGCGCAAUGACUGCGAGUUUGUUGAUGUUUACCAGUUUUAACGGUACGCUUAUUCGAGUUUGAUUAGUUUGUAAACGGUAGGACCACUAAGAGUACUAAGUAUUGAUUCUGUAGUAUUUAAUGGGCACAUGCAGCCGAAAUAUGUAGUAGGACCAAGGUUAUAUUUUCUGACAUUAAGUUUUAAGCUAAUUCUGAUGUUGACACGAAAUACAAUUUAACAUGUACAGCACAUUAUU